Mycena indigotica is the source of this 429-nucleotide messenger RNA. RefSeq names its product Activated RNA polymerase II transcriptional coactivator. Gene Ontology annotation, molecular function: transcription coactivator activity; DNA binding. Lineage: Eukaryota; Fungi; Basidiomycota; Agaricomycetes; Agaricales; Mycenaceae. The transcript has 3 exons. Bases 16 to 429 code for a protein of 137 amino acids. The record is from RefSeq and is a predicted model, not a curated record. Gene Ontology annotation, biological process: positive regulation of transcription initiation by RNA polymerase II. Gene Ontology annotation, cellular component: nucleus; transcription regulator complex.
UCGUUCUUGUCCACCAUGCCACCGAAACGAAAGAGCACAGACGGUCAGGAUAUUAAGCCAGCGAAGAAAUCCAAGAAGGUUGCCAUUGAGGAUGAGUCGGAAUCUGAGGAAGCUCCUCGCCCACCACCAUCGACCGUGAAGAAGCCAAAAUUUGCAGGAAAGGACCCAGAUCCGGUGGAAGAUAGUCCCAAACUCCAAAUAAACGAAUCGAAAGAGAAAUUCGUGGACCUGGGAAAAAACAAGCGCGUCACGAUUCGUGAAUUCAAGAAGUCGGUUUUGGUGGACAUACGCGAGUUUUAUACGGAUAAGUCAACGGAUGAAAUGAAGCCUGGCAAGAAGGGCAUAUCGUUGUCGUUGGAGCAGUAUCAAGCGUUGAAAUCGGCGAUUGUAGCAGGAGUUCUCGACGAGGCUGUGGACGAACUGAAAUGA